Molecule: messenger RNA, 339 nt
Organism: Helobdella robusta
Lineage: Eukaryota; Metazoa; Annelida; Clitellata; Rhynchobdellida; Glossiphoniidae
Exons: 2
Coding region: 1-339 (112 amino acids)
Source: RefSeq, a predicted model, not a curated record
AUGAAUAACGGUCGAAUUCCCAAGGAUUUCUUGUACGGUGAAUUGGUCGAGGGAUGUAGAACAAAAGGGCGCCCAAGGUUUCGGUUCCAUGACAUUUGUAAGAGGGACAUGAAAAGCUGCUCCAUCAAUUUCAGAUCUUGGGAGAGCUUAGCAGAUGAUCGCGCAGUCUGGAGGAUGUCAGUCAAGCAGGGUGCAUUACGUGUGGAGAUGGAUCAAAUUCGGAAACAGCGUCAAAAUCAACUUCAGCAGCCGACGGCCUUUAUCUGGGUCUUUUUUAUAGAGGUUAUUUCAACAAAUGACAUAUUUUCAAGCUUUCUUACUCUUCUCUUAUUUUCGUAA